Poecilia latipinna (sailfin molly) is the source of this 1431-nucleotide messenger RNA. Its product is annotated as regulator of G-protein signaling 9-binding protein. NCBI's taxonomy places the organism in Eukaryota, Metazoa, Chordata, Actinopteri, Cyprinodontiformes, Poeciliidae. The record is from RefSeq and is a predicted model, not a curated record. The transcript is spliced from 5 exons. Bases 291 to 1016 code for a protein of 241 amino acids.
GAAACAUGACUCACUGGGUGAUGUAACCAGUUCACACUCCGUCUCCUCAAUGGAAAAACCGUACCUGUUCUCUGUUCCACCUGGACAGGUGAGGCUUAGAGGGGCGGGCCUCUGGGAGUCCAGAGCGAUCCGCACUCAGCUGUUCUACCUGUUAAUUAAAAACACAAACGCUCCCUGUGGAGCAGCAGAACCUGAGUGAUUUCAGAAACCUGCGUCCACCGCAGAGGAAGGUGGGAGCAGCAGCAGGUGAGACGCUUCAGGCCGACACUGAGCUCUGAUUGGCUGUCAUCAUGAGUCGGUGGCGUCGUUCGGUGGACGAGCUGACAGCGGGACGGCGGCGGCAGCAGGCAGAGUGUGAGCGGGCUCAGAACGCUCUGAGUCGGGUCACUUCCUGCUUCCAGCAGCUGGCGGCGUCGCUGGGAAGUUCAGCCGACAGCAGCUUCCUACGGGAAGAGAUGGACGAGACGAGAGCGCUGGCUCACCGGAUCUGCUCAGGUCUGUCUCGCCGCCUGCUGCGCCUGCUGUCAGCCUGUGACUCCGCCCCCAUUGCCGUGGAUGACAGACAUGCUUCAGAACGACUCUGGGUGCUCUUCCUGUCUGCAGUGGAGAACUUCCUGUCUGACCUCCGAAGGGCCAAAGAUCUGAUUGGUCAGUUCCCUCUGACCCAGCGCUCCAGCAGACGCUCACUGGUGAACACAGGAUGUACCGAUGGCCCAGUGGGUCUGGCGGCCUGGGUGGCGCUGGUCCAAAUCCCCUGGCUGGUUCUGGAGGAAGAGCCCAGUCCAGAUCUGACCAAUCACAUAGCACGCCUGGAGGCCCAGCUGGGUGAGCUGCAGCAGAGGGUCCCGGUGGCGUUCUGGUCAGUGGAGUCGACCCAGCCGGCGUGGGCCGAGGUUCUGAGCGACGCUGAGGAUCCAGAGGAAAGCCUGGAGGACUUGAUGGAGGUGGCGUCCAGUGGCGGUGGCAGCACCAGGCUGCCUGCCUGCUGCCAGGGAACCUGCUGCUGGGUCGGAUAGGCCCGGAUCGGUUCUGCUGGUUCAGCAGGGUUCCUAGAGCUCCAACAGAAAUCUUCUAUAGAAAUAUUGACCCAGAACAUAGCACAGGAUUAGAAUCAUGUGAAAAUUAUUGCACAGAAAGUUGAGUGGAAGGAAGAAGUGUCCAUCCAUUCAAUCUGAAGGAGCAGACGACCAAGAUCUGGGUCAACAGGUGAUCUGCUGGUUCUGUCGGGUCCAGAGUUAACGCGUCUACCAGAACCUUUAGAGUCUUCAUGAAGGCUCUGCAGCACAAAAUCUGUUUUAUUGAUCUGAAUAUUUCAGUUUGGGCUUCCAUCCACAACCAGAAAAAUCUGAAAUAUUUCACUUUGUGAUGAUUUAUGAUGAGUUUAACUUUCUAGAACAAGGAACAAAUAAAACCCCAGGAGGGAGAAAACGG